Messenger RNA from Rhagoletis zephyria (snowberry fruit fly), 779 nucleotides. RefSeq lists its product as uncharacterized. The record is from RefSeq and is a predicted model, not a curated record. NCBI's taxonomy places the organism in Eukaryota, Metazoa, Arthropoda, Insecta, Diptera, Tephritidae.
AUUUUGAGUGGCAUUAAGAAGAAUGUUCUUAGUACCCUUAUGGCACAAGAAACAGUGUUCGGUUGGAUACUGACUGGUCGUGCUGAUGCAGUCAACCCAACCAACAAUAAUAGAGUAUCGUUCUUCAAUGAAGUGGCCCUAGACAAACAGCUAAGCUCUUUUUGGGAACUUGAGGAUCUUCCACGAGAUAAAACUGCAACAGCUGAGGAAGCAAAGUGCGAGGAGCUUUACAAGCGUACAACACAGCGGAAUCCAGAUGGGAGGUACAUCGUGUCGCUUCCUUUCAAGGCGGAGUUCCCGGCUGAUAUAAACUUAGGGCCAUCACUCAAAAUCGCGUUUUCUCAAUUUUACAAGAACGAAACUCGACUUAGAAAAAAUCCAGACUUACAGAGGGAAUAUAACAAAGUCAUAAUGGAAUACGAGACAAUGGGCCAUAUGUCUAAAGUUAAUGCAAUUCAGUCAGCAGAUGCAGUCGACAGUUACUAUUUACCACAUCACGCUGUGGUAAAAGAAGAGAGUACUACGACAAAGGUUCGGUAGGUUUUCAAUGCUUCGUCGUCUUCAACCAAUGGUGUCAGCCUGAACGAUAUUCUUCUCCCAGGGUCAGUGCUUCAGUCUGAUUUACCAGUGUUGAUUCUCCGCUGGAGACUUUUUAGAUACGUCUUCAAUAGCGAUAUUGAGAAGAUGUAUAGGCAAAUUCUUGUAGACGCCAACCAAACGAAGUACCAACGAAUAAUUUUCCGUACGUGUCCAAACGAACCAAUUAGUAUUUACGAACU